Kluyveromyces lactis is the source of this 1659-nucleotide messenger RNA. RefSeq names its product acetyl-CoA:L-glutamate N-acetyltransferase (gene ARG2). Gene Ontology annotation, biological process: L-arginine biosynthetic process. Lineage: Eukaryota; Fungi; Ascomycota; Saccharomycetes; Saccharomycetales; Saccharomycetaceae. Gene Ontology annotation, molecular function: L-glutamate N-acetyltransferase activity, acting on acetyl-CoA as donor; arginine binding. The coding region runs from base 1 to 1659 and encodes 552 amino acids. The transcript has a single exon. The record is from RefSeq and is a predicted model, not a curated record. Gene Ontology annotation, cellular component: mitochondrial matrix.
AUGAUCAAAACAUGGAUUAGGUGUUUGACCACAGAGGUCAGAUACCAUCAACCUAAUGCUCAUGGCAGGAGUUUGGUUAUGAGCGUUUUGAAUUCUACAGUGACUAAAAGGGAAGCGAAAGACUAUUUGAACAAAUAUACCGAUGAGAAUAAUCAUCACUACUGUCUUGUAUUUUUGAGACAUUUGUCCGAAUAUUCAGAUAACGUACUUAGUGGGUUUAGCAAGACUGUGUCAAGAAUUCAAACACUCGGACUAAGACCAAUUUUAAUAGUAGACCCGCUAUGCCAAGACAUAUCAUACCAAAGUCAGCGUUUGGACAAUCAUUUGCAUGAUCAGAGUCUGAAGUCAAUAAUCGUAUUAGAUCCCAUUACCAUCGGUGAACGUGGCUCAAUUGACGUAAAACUUCCGAUUUUGAACCCGCAUAUUAUUCCGAUUAUUGAGCCAUAUCAGUACCAUGAGAAGGAAGCUUUUAAGAAAUUGGCUGGCGAUCCAUCUCGAUUCUUAUCAUCUCUAGUGAGUAACUUGCCCAUAAAUAUCGACAAGGUGUUCCUUAUCAGCAAGUAUGGUGGAUUGCCGUCUGUGGAAAGACAUACAAACAGCCAUGUCUUUGUAAAUUUGUCACAAGAAUAUCGAGAAUUGAGAAACAGUUAUCAAAAUCAAUUGGAGAAACUAGAAUCUAUUCAAGUGGAUAAUACUGAGAAGAAUUUGGUAGAAUCUCUACAAUUAUUUUUGAAUCAGGAUAAGAUUCUUAGUAACAGCGAUCAACUGAAAUGUCAUAUGGAAGACCUUGAAAUCAUGAAUAAAACGCUAUCAGUUCUACCACAUUCGUCUACUGGGCUAAUUACCACUAUUUUAGCAGGGUCCAAAUUAUCAGAUAAUAACCCAUUGGUAUAUAAUAUCUUGACUGAUCGUUCAUUGAUAUCGUCAUCUUUACCUCGAUUCAAAAGAUCGGCUGCGGCUCAAUCGAAAAGCUGGUAUGAGCUUCCAUCUUCCAACGUGGAAGAGGAAGUCACUUCCGCAAACGAUUCAGUUCUUGUGACUACAGUUUUCAAGAAGGGGAUUGAUAUCCAUAUAUUUGACUUCAGGACUUUGACCGAUGAUAAUUCCAUAGGUCUACCACCAUCGCAAGCUACUCAAACUGGCAAAUCUGACCCAGUAUCGAAAAAACUCGAUUUGAAUAAACUGAAUGGGAUAAUCAAUUCAAGUUUUAAAAGGUCAUUGGACCUAUCACAUUAUCUCGGCAGGAUCAAUGGUAACAUAGCGAGCAUAAUCGUAAUAGGAGAUUAUGAAGGUAUUGCAAUUUUGACAUACGAAGGGCCAAAGGACAAGCAAUUCGUAUAUUUGGACAAAUUUGCGGUAGCACAAAAAUUAAAGGGCUCUCUCGGAAUAUCUGAUAUCAUUUUCAAUCUGAUGUUUCGCAAGUUCCCACACGAACUAAUUUGGAGAUCUCGUGAAGACAACGUAGUAAAUAAAUGGUACUUCCAAAGAAGUACCGGAGUGCUUCAUUUAUCUUUAGACCUAGGUAAUGAUGAUCAGAAGCAGAGUAUUUUCAAAUUGUUCUAUUAUGGGAAUCCGGAAAGCGAGUCAUUCCAUAACGUCGAAAGAUUGAGAGACUACGCUAAAUACGUCAGGGAUAUUACUCCAAGUUGGCAUAAAUGA